UCUUCUAUCUCUCCGACACCCAUUGUCUCGUUUUCGCUCUAUCAAUUCGCCCCAGCAUCAUUUCCACAGCUCGUGUGUGUUUGAUUAUUCACCUUGUGAAUGCGCUGGCUGAUUGUUGGAAUUGCAUGCGUCUUCGCGGUAGACAGGUCUAUUUAGGGUGGGAGCGACAUUCUACUCGAGAGAACAUGAACAAUCGUUGCAGGGGACUUUCGAUGGAGCGUCGGAAUUGGGAAUAAUCUGGUGGGGAAUGUGAAAUUGGGUGAGAGUGGAAGAUGAUCGUGACAAUGGCGGCACCCAUGUUUUGAGUGAGGUGGUAGAGGGUGUGAAGCCGAAAUAGAAAGAAAGUGAAGUGUGUGUGUGUGUGUGUGAUGAAAUGAAGGAGAAGGGAGAGUCAAGUGCUUUAGGGGUGGUGACUGUCGUAGCAGGGUAUGGUCUGUGCUCGAGCUUGCUCGCAGUGAUUAACAAGUAUGCCAUAACCUAUUUCCCCUUUCCGGGGUUGCUCACAGCGCUUCAGUAUGUGACGAGUGUGGUGGGAGUGUGGGUCGCGGGGAAGAUAGGGCUUAUCCAACACGACGCGUUCGUGUGGUCCACAGCCAAGAAGUUUCUGCCGGCGGCGUUUGUGUUCUAUCUCGCAAUUUUCACCAAUACGAACCUGCUCAAGCACGCCAAUGUUGACACUUUCAUCGUGUUCCGAUCGUCGACGCCCCUUCUCGUCGCCCUCGCGGACUCUCUGUUCCGCAAGCAAGCACUUCCCUCGGUGCCCACUUUCGCAUCGUUGUUCGUAAUUCUUGCGGGUGCGGUGGGGUAUGUGCUCACCGACUCCUCCUUUACGGUGACCGCGUACACUUGGGCUUUUGCAUACCUCGCGACCAUCUGCACAGAGAUGGUUUACAUCAAGCACAUGGUGACAGACCUGGGGCUCAACACAUGGGGCUUUGUUCUGUACAACAACCUCCUCUCGCUCAUGCUUUCCCCCUUCUUCUGGAUCGCUAUGGGGGAGUACAACGACAUCGCGAAUGCUAGUUUCCCACCAGUACACCGGACGGUCACAAUAAUUGCCAUCACCUUGUCAUGCGUGUUCGGAUUGGCAAUCAGCUUCUUUGGAUUCGCUGCUAGAAAAGCUAUUUCCGCCACUGCCUUCACAGUGACCGGCGUUGUGAACAAGCUCCUCACAGUGGUGAUCAAUGUCUUGAUCUGGGACAAGCAUGCCAGCCUUCCCGGAUUGGUGUGUCUUCUGGUCACAAUUUUCGGAGGUGUUCUGUACCAGCAGACUACCACAAAGCCUAAGAAGCUACCAUUGCCGCUGUCACCUCGAAAGCAAGAAGGCGAUGAAGAACAAGGGCUUCUGGAAGGCUAUGCUCUUUCGAAAUUAGAACUUUCAAGACAAGAUUCCAGACGGAAGGACAGAGCCCCUCCAACUGAUGCUUCUUGAUCCUAUAUAAUUGAGUUUGGAUAUCAUUUGUGGUGCAGUCGAAUGCCUAUUACCUGAUCUUGAGAGAUGGCAAGGAUUUGUACAUAAUUUUUAUUUUUUAUUCCAUUAGCCAAUCUUUCGGCUUAAUUUAGAUUCUCCUUCAGCUGU
Messenger RNA from Physcomitrium patens, 1579 nucleotides. Its product is annotated as GDP-fucose transporter 1. The record is from RefSeq and is a predicted model, not a curated record. Lineage: Eukaryota; Viridiplantae; Streptophyta; Bryopsida; Funariales; Funariaceae.